Molecule: messenger RNA, 1673 nt
Organism: Drosophila eugracilis
Lineage: Eukaryota; Metazoa; Arthropoda; Insecta; Diptera; Drosophilidae
Gene: spz6
Exons: 4
Coding region: 127-1398 (423 amino acids)
Biological process (GO): central nervous system formation; regulation of Toll signaling pathway; innate immune response
Cellular component (GO): extracellular region
Molecular function (GO): growth factor activity; Toll binding
Source: RefSeq, a predicted model, not a curated record
UCAAGACUCAGUUUAGUUGCUGCACUUGACGCGUCUGGUUCUGUUUUCGAACACUGCGGAACGCACCAAGAACCAACCGUAGAAGGCUAAGUCCAAGAACCGACUACAAGAAGCGAUCAAGCGGAAAUGGAUUAUCGUUUAGUGCUGAAAAUUCUCAGCUUUCUGCUGUUGGCCCAUUUGGCCCAAACCCAGCAGCAGUCGCCAUCGGACUACACCGAGGAUCAACCCCCGGAGGGCUACUAUGCCUUCGUCGAGUCUCCGAAUGCUGUGCCUCCCAAGGUCAGGCCGCCCCCAUACACCUUUGUUAAUGCUGAGUGCAAGGAUGUGGCCGCCGGCAAAAAGUCCGCCGUGUCCGUUCACAACAUUUGUGGGGAUCUGAACAAGGGUCAGAUUCCCAAAAAUCCGCUAGGACAGAAUGUGUUCGGAGAGCCCUAUCCAUUCGAACUCAUUCGAAACCAAACGCUUAAGUUCCUUUCGAAGACCUUGCCUGUUCUCAAGGCCGACGACACUCUGCCCAAGGUCACACAGAUUAUUCGCGAUGAGCCCGUGGAGCAGCUGGACAACAAUAACAUUGACAGACCUUAUCCGACAGGAGGAUCAACCCGCGUCCGCCGUAGUCUGCCGGAGGGCGUCGAGUCCAACGAGUACAGCUACUUUGAUCCCGCCCUAGAUGAGGAGGAGCAGCAUAAGCAAAGGGAACGGAAUCACCAGCAACGCAGAGCCGCUGAGGAGAGGAAGCCAAGAAAGUUUUGUGACGGUGGAGGAGUAUUCUGCACCUUAUACAGGGCUAUACAGGGAGAUACCGGGGGAGCUUCCCCUGCCACGCCUACUGCGGAGCGCCGUGAGGAGGUGGGUCCCAUCCGGUACGAGGGUCCACCCACUCCGUGUCCUGCUAAGGUGGAGUACGCAACUCCCGUUUUCGCCAAGAACUACCAAGGUGCCUGGCGGUAUGUGGUUCAGAUUCCCUACGAGGGCUACUUCACUCAGACGGUGGAGGUGACGCGCUGCAUCCAAGCACGAUGUCAUUAUCUGGACGGUGGUUGCCUGUCCUCACCACGCUGGGUUAGCCUACUAGUUGCAGAGAUCUUCUACCCCAAUGCGGAGGAUACGGUGCCAACCAGCUCGACCACCACGCAAGCCCCUUCGGUUCAAGACUUCCAGGCCUAUCAGCAAUAUCUGCAAAAGCGAGCCGGCGUGGCCACCGCCUCUGACGGCACCUCCUCCGGAGCACCUGGCUCGUCGGCAGCUUCGGAUGCCCACUGCGAUGGACAGGACGAGCUGGGCUGCUUCCAGGUGCGCCUCUACUACGACUGGUUCCUCAUCCCCGGCUCCUGCAAGUGUUGGCGUCCAGAUUACUUCGCCAAGUACGUGCGCCGAAAGUCGGUGGCCGAUCUGUGAGCACAGUCUGGACCAGACUUGUCAACGAGAUUCUUAAAAUAAACUUAAAUCCUAGCAAUUAGUGUAAAACAACAUUAAGAUGAAAGGCUCAUUCUAGUAAUCCGUCAGAGGGCCUCUUGCGGCCCACUGGAUCACGCAGAGUUUGCAGUUCAUGCCACAGAUACUAGAUACAGCUACCAGAUACAUUAUUAACCUAGGCGAUUAGCUCCCUCUUUCGACUGAUUAAGCCAAGCGCAUUGCAUUUCUACUAAUAAAUACGUUUCUACUUAAAUCUU